UUUAAAAUGUAGCUUUUAACAAUAAUUGGAAGUUCUGUUGAAACAAUGUAGUCCAUACAUACACUACCUGGAUGGCCAUUUCGGCGCCUCCUCUAAUUGGAAUAAUGGCUGGAUGUGAUAUAAGCAGCGCAACACCGUCUCUACAGUCUCUACAACAAUAUACACUGCUAUCAAUUUCUCUUUUCAUGAAUACUCUUUAUUUCCCCCAAUGAUUUGGAGAGUAGUACAUACAAUUACAUUACAUUAUUUGACAACGGCAAUGACAAAAUACAUGUAAGUACAACAGAUUGAGCUGGGUAAGCAGUAAUGAAGUGAUGCGUGAAACUAUAUUUACAUGAUGUGUGACAUAGCUUCACAAAUACAAUAUGGAUGUUAAGUUCCAUGAGCUGACAUGUUUAGCCACGAUACUCAUGAAUGUUGCCUAGCUGUCAAGUGUCAUGUCUUGGACCACAACUGUAAUAGCACCCAGGUAUGUCAGAAUCUUGACGGCAUCACUAGACGUGUCCUCAAGUCUGAGAUAUGUUUCAAGGCUAACAUUGUCAAAUAGAGACUCACUAAGCACAUUUCUUUGUUUCAUUAGGCCAUCACAGUAAAGCAAUUGGUGCUUAACAAUGUCAUCACAUUCACAGUUACAGAUAAGACACAGUCCAGACGUUACAGGUAGUAUGCCGAGCUUUACAAGAGCAUAUACAGGGGGGGAAGCAAUAUCAUACCAUACACACAGAGACCAGAGACGAUGUGGGGCAAGGCGGGUGUGGAUAGCACUAAACCUAUGCAUGUCUGGACGUUGUUGCAAAGUAUUUCUCCAAUUCAUAUUUUCAGACUCACUAAUAGCUCGUUGUACCAUGCUCUUCCAUACACUCUUAGAUGGAAAUUCCCCAGAGUUGAUUAGUUUAUCUAAGACGCCUGAGAAUCCAUACAUUUUAGCCACAUUCAGUAGAUCAUGUGUUAUGGAUCUGGCACUGUGUGAGAUCGCGGUGACAUACUGGGAUAGUCUGAGAUAGAAAAUCGGCUUCAUAAUGGUUGUGCCUGCUGCUCUACAGAGUCGUCCCAGAAAGAAAAGCUUCAUUUUCUCCACCUUGCCCAGCAUUGACAUAUCUUGCAUAGAUGGCGACGUCACGAGCUGAGAAAGUGACGGAAUUCCUCACCUGUGUGAUCUGCCAGGAACUGUACACAGACCCCUGUACACUGAGGUGUGAUCACACAUUCUGCAGGAAAUGUGUCACAGGAUACAUCCAAACCAGACCAGAUGCUGUACAGUCCAAGACGAUCCCCUGUCCCUGCUGUCGACAAGAUACCAAGGUCCCCCACCCCAGCCGGCCAGUGGAGGAGUGGGCGGGGCAGAUCAAACCGAGCAUCAUUAUACAGGGGCUGAUUGACACACAAGCUCGACCUUCUACUGAAGACACAGGUGCUAAAUGUUGCACAUUAUGUGGCCAGCUAGGGGAGAGAACUCCAGCGAUCUCCUGGUGUCCAGACUGUGGAGUUACUCUCUGUGAAAGGUGUGUCAAAAUGCAUCGGGUUAGUCCCUCAUCUCGUGACCACGAACUGUGUGACCUGUCUGGGGAUAUCAAGGUGAUGAAGAGACGAAAGGUCAUGUGUCAAGAACACAAGGAUGAGCAAGUCAAAUAUAUCUGUAAAGACUGCAACAGGUCACUGUGUCAGUCCUGCUGUGUGGUCUACCACAGGAAAUGUGAGUCUGUCGUCACAAUCAAUUCACAAGUGGCAAGAAUGAAAUCGGAGUUAGCUUUGCGAAGUGACAUCUUACGGACAAAAUGUGACGGCAAACGCAAUAAAAUAGAGAGACAUCAAUUCCAAAUAGAUAAAAUGAAAGACGACAAAGUGGCAGUAAAAGAGCAGGUUAAUCUGAUAGCUCAUAAGGCCAAAGAGUACAUCCGACAGAAGGAAAAGAAGCUGUUAGAUGAAUUAGAUGAAAUAACAGAAAAACACAUCAUUCAGACUCAUGCUGAUGUAAAGCUUGACGAGAUUGAGAUGCAAAUGUACAGACAACAUUGUGAGUUCAUUGACCAGGCCUUGGUAUCGGACUGUGAGAUGGACCUGUAUGACUCCUAUCAGGCCUGGGAGUCGGGAGCUGUAGAGUUGGUGGAUGUCAGGGACACAGACACAGCAGACACACGGCGAAUAGAUGACAUCAGGUUUACACCUGACACUGACAACGUCCAGCACAUCCUAGAUGACCUACAGCUGGGAGAAAUUGACUUCACAUAUGGAGAUGGACUGAAGUGUUCACCAGUGUUGUUCCACACACUUGAUGCGACCUCAGUGAAUGACAAGGGGAUACCUAAAAUGCUUUGUGUCACAGCACUUUAUGUAGAUGGGAUGCAGACAGUUGUUGUUACAGACUACACCAACACGUGUGUGAAAUCUUUAUUCACGAGAAACAAACAAGCAUGUCAAAGUAGACUUCUCCUGGAUGACUCUCCACGUGGUCUAACACAGUUGAAGGAGAAGCAGGUGAUGGUUGCUGUCCCUGGAUCCCGCCAUAUUGUAACAGUAGAAGUGACCCCUUACCUGGUGCUGCUCUCGACCAUAAGAACAAGAAAGAAGUACUCCAGUCUCUCUGUUCUGAGUCCUUCAUCCCUGGCAGCAGGUAGUAUAACCUGUGUUGAUAUCAUGGACAUGGCGGGACACGUGCUGAGGUCAGUCACUACACACAACAAUAAGACACUGUUUACCUUCCCCUGGUACAUGUGUGUCAACUCCAAGGGCAACAUACUCGUGUCUGACUGGGGGAAGAAGUCCGUGACAUGUGUGACGUCAGAUGGGGAUGUCGUGUGGAGAUACGCCCCUACCGGAGAUAGGGCACUCAGAAAGCCUACUGGUAUCCUAACAACCAGCACAGGAGAUAUCAUAUUUAUAGACCAGUUCACCGGGACUGUUAUACAGCUAACCGAGACAGGGGAAUAUGUCAGCGAUGUCCUCACAUCACAGGAUGGCAUCAACCAGGCAUUGAGUCUCUGCAUUGACAAACAUGAUUCAGUUCUUGUAACUGGUGGCGGGGAAAUCAAGACAUUUAUUUUCACAUAGAAUGUGAAUGUAUAUUGAUGAAGGGCAUUGUCGGAUUGAGUUAUCACAUCUCGGGAUGAUGUGUAAGGAUGAAAGGGAGGGGAUGACGGGAAGGACAACAUGUAUUAAGAUGCACAUUGUUAUGUCUCAGCUGCAUAUGGGCGGCCUGUGUGACCCCAUAUGGAACUUGAACGACAUACAAAUGAGCGUAGACACGGUUGACCCAGUGGUAGGAGGCAUUCCUGUGUACUUUGAAGAGUUGCGUUCCUUCUCCGAGCCAGGAAACAGCUUCUCCUGGGCAUAAGGCCAAAAUCACUUGUAACAAUAAAAUGUUUUGCAAUUAUCAAUUCAUUUUCGAAGCUUAAAUCAAUACUGUGAGAGGAUUUCUGUUAUGCGAAGGUCAUGUUUACAUGUAAGAGUUGAGAUCAUAUUUUAAAUAUAUGAUGAGUAUUAAAUGUUUACAUUUCUA
Haliotis rufescens (red abalone) is the source of this 3496-nucleotide messenger RNA. Its product is annotated as tripartite motif-containing protein 3-like. Gene Ontology annotation, biological process: positive regulation of DNA-templated transcription. NCBI's taxonomy places the organism in Eukaryota, Metazoa, Mollusca, Gastropoda, Lepetellida, Haliotidae. The coding region runs from base 1108 to 3048 and encodes 646 amino acids. Gene Ontology annotation, cellular component: nucleoplasm; chromatin. The record is from RefSeq and is a predicted model, not a curated record. The transcript is spliced from 3 exons. Gene Ontology annotation, molecular function: protein binding; ubiquitin-protein transferase activity; zinc ion binding.